AGUCAUUUUACAAGUAUCAAGCUGUUUAUUUUUCUAGCAGUCACAAACCAAACAGAACUAAAAUGGCCACUUUUCAUUCUGUUUCUAAAUGUCUAUGUUUUCACUUUAGUGGAAAAUUUGGGCAUGAUUUUACUAAUCAAGACUGACUCACAACUACACACGCCCAUGUAUUUUUUCCUUAGCCAUUUGGCUUUUGUGGAUAUCUGUUAUUCUUCAGCCAUAACCCCCAAAAUGUUGGCAGAUCUCCUGUCAGGGAGAAAGAGCAUUGGCUUUUUCAGUUGUGCUAUCCAAAUGUUUUCAUUUGUCAUAUUUGGGAUUACUGAGUGCCUACUGCUGGCUGUAAUGGCUUAUGAUCGUUAUGUGGCCGUUUGCAAUCCCCUACUUUACUCAGUCAUCAUGUCUGGCAAACAGUGUAUUUGGCUUGUAGCUUGCGCAUAUGCAGUUGGCCUGUUCCAUUCUGCUACACAUACUGUGUUCACUUUUAGCUUAUCUUUCUGCAGAUCGAAUAAAAUCAAUCAUUACUUCUGUGAUAUUCCUCCACUUCUCCAACUGUCUUCCUCUGACACCCACAUUUAUGAGUUGGUGAUAUACACACUGGUUAGUGUAAAUUGUCUAACCACCACAGUGACCAUUAGUGUCUCCUAUUCCUGCAUACUGAUCACAGUCCUGAAGAUACGAUCGGCUGAGAGCAGGUACAAAACCUUUUCCACCUGUACCUCCCACAUGACAGUUGUUAUCAUGUUCUAUGGGACGAUUUUCUUCAUGUACCUACGACCUAGCUCCAUGUACGCACUGGAUCAGGACAAAGUGGCAUCCAUGUUCUACACAGUGGUGAUCCCUGUGCUGAACCCCCUGAUUUACACUUGGAGGAACAAGGAAGUGAAAGACGCCCUCCAACGACUGAUCAAGAAGACAUUGUUAUGGUGA
Messenger RNA from Varanus komodoensis (Komodo dragon), 927 nucleotides. RefSeq names its product olfactory receptor 1020-like. Lineage: Eukaryota; Metazoa; Chordata; Lepidosauria; Squamata; Varanidae. Gene Ontology annotation, molecular function: olfactory receptor activity; G protein-coupled receptor activity; odorant binding. Gene Ontology annotation, cellular component: membrane. Gene Ontology annotation, biological process: sensory perception of smell; G protein-coupled receptor signaling pathway. The transcript is spliced from 2 exons. The coding region runs from base 124 to 927 and encodes 267 amino acids. The record is from RefSeq and is a predicted model, not a curated record.